Exserohilum turcica Et28A is the source of this 1852-nucleotide messenger RNA. RefSeq lists its product as uncharacterized. The transcript has 2 exons. Gene Ontology annotation, cellular component: mitochondrion; ribosome. The coding region runs from base 127 to 1680 and encodes 517 amino acids. Gene Ontology annotation, biological process: translation. The record is from RefSeq and is a predicted model, not a curated record. Gene Ontology annotation, molecular function: RNA binding; structural constituent of ribosome. NCBI's taxonomy places the organism in Eukaryota, Fungi, Ascomycota, Dothideomycetes, Pleosporales, Pleosporaceae.
GUUGCCAGUAUCAACAUAUUCGGCAACUCCAUUGCUACUUAGCACCCGUCCCCGCCCGCUGUUCAAUGGCUCGGUAGUCCGCAAAUCCCUCGCACAACCACGUCCAUCGCCGCUACCCUACCCACCAUGAGCCAAUUAGUCGUCCGGCCAGGGCGCAACGCUGCCCGCCAGGCUAAGAGGCUCAAGGAGAUCCGCAAAGUCAAGAACGCAAUUCAAUGGCACGAGCGAGAGCGGAAGAAGCGGCAAGAACUCAAGCAAGAGCGCUGGGAGUCCAAGCAAGCCGCCCUCCAGCGCAUGAUGUGGGAGAAUGAGCACAUCAAAGGAGCCAAGAGACGGGCCCUGAAAAAUGCCAAAGAGGACUGGAAGCUGGGCCCUUUGAGGCCCAACCGUGCCAUUGGCCCAGACGCAGACAAGUAUGGCGCCCUCAGUGCAGCCCGGUUACAGAAGCCUGAAAUACCCGUUAAGACACUCAAGCACCGCAACGCAGUGAGGGAGAAGAAGGGAUUAGAGUUAGAGUACCCGUUGGUUGUCGACAACAAGAAGUACUUCCCAAUCGUAAAGGACGACCGUGUCGUGAUCCUCAAGGGCAAAGAUGCUGGCAAAAUUGGUGUCGUGCGGGAUAUUAUGUCUCGUACGCACGAGGUUGUUAUAAAAGACCUGAACAUGCAAUACUUCGACUCUGCUGUCUUUAGUGCCGCUGAAGAAGAUAUGGGACCUAAGCGCGAGGCCGAAGUGGCAAUUCCUCUUGACCACGUGCGCCUCGUGAUACCCUCUGAGAUCAACCAAGGAGGCGUAAAGCGCUACAAGGACGUCAUGGUGGAAAAAAUAUUCAUGGAGCGACACACAACCGGCAUCGACCCUUACACUGGAACCGACUAUGGCAACUCCGAAAUACCAGAGGAGCAUCAAUACGACCCUCGCAAUGGUCUUCCUGUCUUUGACCGCUACAUUGCAGGUACCAAUCACCGCAUUGAAUGGCCAUGGGAACGCGAAGAGUGGACAGAAGAGGUUGCUACCACGGAAGAGAAGAGCGCAGACAGUCGCUCAUGGUUCAAGAAGACCGUGGCCACCAUCAGCCAACCAUUCUCCAGUCUGGACCGCUGGCGAAGUAGCAACAAAAAGAGCAGUGAACAACAAGACUCCAGUGCCCUGAAGACGGACGAUAUUGAAGAGAACUUGACUGAGAUUGAGAAGCAACAACGAGAGAGGCUCAAGACCUCGCCUCCGAGAAGCAAAGACCUUGAUCUCCCCGAAGCCUACAACGAUGUAGACACAACGCGCAACAUAGUCGAGAGAGCAGAUUCCAUGUCCUACACCCUAGCUACACCGCCUUUCCCUGAUACUCUUAGCGAAGAACUCCGCGACGAAAUCCACGACUUCUCCAUCAAGAUGAAGAAGGAGCGGGAUCCUAAAGCGCCCCGCAUUAAGAUCAACAAGCACUCUGAACAGGGUGUACUUGCACGCGAGAUUGCCAAGGAGCGAAAGCGGGCGGCCGAUGCGAUGAAGACGCCCAUGCAGUUGAGAUGGGAGCUAGACCAAAGGAAGAAGGCCGAGGCACUGAAGAAGCAGCCUCUUGUGGAUCAGGAGAGCCUCUUGACUGCGCUGGGACAGCACAUGCAGAAGAAGGCCGCGAAGCCCUACCUGGGAAAGAAGCAGUUCCCUGACCAGGAGCUAGACUAAACUGCUUGGUCUGCUGGGCUUAGCUCGUGGUUGCUUGCCGUCUUGAGCAAGAGAGUUGUAACAUAUACGUUGUACAUAUAGCACCAACUGAAGCAGCAACUCAAACCAGGCCCUGUGAGUGGCCUAGUGGUCGUUGUGUUGCGGGGUAUCUUCGCUGUCAAUGUACAUCAAA